Molecule: messenger RNA, 1251 nt
Organism: Pieris macdunnoughi
Lineage: Eukaryota; Metazoa; Arthropoda; Insecta; Lepidoptera; Pieridae
Source: the annotation of a GenBank genome assembly
AUGAAUAAAGAAGAGGAAGAGAAGAGUCGACCGUCUUCGCGGCGUAACUCGGCCAGCCUGUCUCGUCGGAGUAGUGUCGACAAAACAGUGCAUUCAACAAACUCAACACCGAAGAAAACUCAAAAGUUUGACUUUGUCGUUACGGGAAAGCAGAUUUUAAAAAAAAGUGACAGGGCUCAAUCUCUUCCUGGUGGUUUGCGGCGACAGUCAGCCGAUUCGUUGAGAAAGAAAAUCGAUUCGCCAAAGAGAAUUCAAACGAAGAGUCGUGACGCAUCGUUGGACGAUGAUAUGUCUUUGGAUUUAUCUCAGGUGUCAGAUUUCGAAGAUACCAAUUCAAAAUAUGGCGUAAAAAAAUUCACAACAUCAACACCUAAGAAGGUGCACAGGCGGCUGAUUCAGAGUGUGCUGACAGACAAACACAACAAGUCACUUGAAUCUCGGAGCAAGGAGAGUUCGUUCAGUCGGGACAGCAAAUCCAGUUUUGGUGCUUACAGACAUACAAUGAGCACAGAAAUGGAAUGCUCAUCAGCAUCACCUGGCUCUGCUCCGUCAUCAACUGACAGCGUGCAUGGGUUUCCACCGGAUACGUUAAUGUCCUCAAGAAGUCAGGAUCUGCUGGACAGCUGCUGCGUAAGUACUUGGCAAGAAUCUGAACCAAAGCCAACUGGAGAAUGGAGCAAUUUUUGGGCUAAUUAUAAUAAUUCUUUAGCCAGGGUUCCUAUAAGCCGAUAUUAUGACCAAUGUCCUACACCGUACCGUACUGAGGACUUUGAACUUACUGAUUUUGAUCUCUCAAACGAAGGCUUAAAACGCUCACCUGACGACAUAACCAACAUAAAUUACAUAAUUCGAAACGAAGGAUUACACCUUACCCCACGUGAAACGCAAAAUAUCAUUAAAUGUACACACAUUUUAGGGAAUGUCCUCACAAAAGCGAUAGAAAGGCAAUCCAAAGAAUGUCAAAAAGUUUUUCCCGAACCUAUCAUAGAUCCCGAAAAGGAUUUAAAGAAAAAAUCAAUGUCGUUAAAUCUGAAAGAGACAGUGCUACCUCUAGAAGUAAAAGAGGAGAAGACAUGGGAGUCUGUGCCGACACAAACCGACAUUUCGUUGCCGAACACGAAGAGUGCGCCGAAGAUUUUUGAAAAAAUUCUUCGUCAAUUGUCAAAGUCAUCACUCGAAGAAAAGGUGUUAAGUGAAACUCCGGAAGAAAGUCAGGAAACGAAAAUUGAGGAAGUUAAAGAGACAAAUUAA